Neltuma alba is the source of this 2274-nucleotide messenger RNA. RefSeq names its product wall-associated receptor kinase 2-like. The coding region runs from base 1 to 2274 and encodes 757 amino acids. The record is from RefSeq and is a predicted model, not a curated record. Gene Ontology annotation, cellular component: plasma membrane. Gene Ontology annotation, molecular function: protein serine/threonine kinase activity; ATP binding; polysaccharide binding. The transcript has 3 exons. NCBI's taxonomy places the organism in Eukaryota, Viridiplantae, Streptophyta, Magnoliopsida, Fabales, Fabaceae. Gene Ontology annotation, biological process: cell surface receptor signaling pathway; protein phosphorylation.
AUGGUUUUGAUGAAUGCCUUGCAUUUGAAACUGGCAUUGCUGGUCUGCACCACGGCGGCGGCGGCGGCGGCGGCGGAGGCCCAAACGAAACCUGGUUGCGACAACAAGUGUGGGAACGUGAGCAUCCCCUAUCCCUUUGGCACCAGCAAGAACUGCUGCAUGAAUGAAAAGUUUUUUGUGAACUGCACAACCACCACGACAUCAUCUGGACAAGCCACAACAAGUUUGAUUUACGGUACUAACAUUCCAGUUCUGGACAUCUCCAUUGAUCCUCCUGAAUUGACCGUCUCGGAUAAUGUUUCCAAGCACUGCUAUAAUUCAAAGUUUGGGUUUCGGUGGCACGUAAUUAAGUUCAGGAACUUUUCAAUAUCAAACACGAAGAACAGCUUCACGGUGGUGGGCUGUGACACCUACGCUUACUUCAAGGACCUGAACAGCAGCUUUAUAACAGGCUGCAUGUUGAGUUGCAGGAGCAGGACGAGGUUCGAGGAGGGGGCAUGCUCCGGUGUGGGAUGCUGCCAGACCAAUUUCCCCCAAGCCAUCAUGAACUACAAUAUUACCUUGACGAGUAGCAUUGGCAAGUACAAGGCCGUGCGGGACUUCAACCCUUGCGGCUACGCCUUUGUUGCCAAGGAAGGAUCCUUCAACUUCUCAUAUCGAGACCUGCUUGAUCUCAGCAACAGAACACAAUUUCCCGUCGUUGUGGAUUGGGCUGUUGCCAAUCAGACAUGCCGUGAAGCCCAGAAAGAUCCAAGCAGCUAUGCCUGCAAGCAAAACAGCAUAUGCAAAGGCUCAGAAAGUGGUAUGGGGUACUACUGCGUUUGUAAAGAAGGUUUCAGAGGCAACCCCUACCUCUCUUCUCCCGAUCUUGGCUGCAAAGAUAUUAAUGAGUGUGACGUAAAGAAUCGCUGCAGCUGGAGAUGCCAUAAUGUGGAAGGAAAUUAUACUUGUUCAUGUCCGCCGGGUUAUAGAGGUGACGGCUAUAUCGACGGAUCAGGCUGCAAAUUCCCUCUCAUGCAAAUUUCAUUGGGCAUUUCUGUUGCCUUCCUUUUUGUCUUCACAUUUGUCUCCACAUUAUGCUGGGGACACAAGCAAAGAUCACUAAAGCGACUUAGAAGAAUGUAUUUUGAGCACAAUGGAGGAAAUUAUAUGCUGCAGCAAAUUUAUCUUCAACAAGGACAUACUGAUAGGACCAAGAUUUUUUCCGAAGACGAGCUCAAAAUUGCAACAAACAACUUCGAUGAAAGCAGAAUCCUUGGUCAUGGAGGGCAAGGUACGGUUUACAAGGGUAUAUUGUCAGAUAACAGGCAUGUGGCCAUCAAAAAGUCCAGAAUUAGUGGAAAUCAUAGGCAAAUAAAGGAUUUUAUCAAUGAAGUGGCUGUACUUUCCCAAAUCAACCAUAGGAAUGUGGUUAAACUUUUCGGAUGUUGUCUUGAAACUGAAGUUCCUUUGUUAGUAUAUGAGUUUGUAGACAAUGGCACCCUUCUUGAACAUAUAGACCCACUAAAAAACAAGAACUCUCUUUCAUGGGAGACCCGAUUAAGGAUUGCUGCAGAAACAGCCGGGGCCAUCUCAUAUUUACACUCUGCUGCUUCUAUUCCAAUUAUUCAUCGCGAUAUUAAAUCUACCAACAUACUAUUAGAUCACAAUCAUAGGGCAAAAGUUUCUGACUUUGGAGCCUCAAGACUUGUUCCUCUUGAUGAAACCCAAAUUACAACUGUGGUUCAAGGGACAUUAGGGUAUUUGGAUCCAGAGUACCUCCUUACAGGUCAGUUGAACGAGAAAAGUGAUGUCUAUAGCUUUGGGGUUGUGCUUGUGGAGCUAAUCACCGGAAAUAAAGCAGUUGAAUUCAAUAGGCCAGAAGAGAGAAAUUUAGCUAUGCACUUUACAUCUUUGAUGAGGGAAGACAACUUGUGGAAGAUUCUCGACAAGCGAGUGUUGGAUGUGAAGAACGCAGAGCAACUAAAGGAAGUUGCUUUCUUGGCAAGGAGGUGCAUCAGAGUUAAUGGAGAGGAAAGACCGACUAUGAAAGAAGUAGCGAUGGAAUUAGAGGGUCUAAUUGCCGUGAAAAGGCAUCCUUGGGUAAAGGGAGAGGAUAUGAUGUCUGAAGUAUGUGAAUAUUUGCUUGGUCACGUGGCUAGCAGCUAUGGGAAUGCUCCUGCUGGCACUUCAGCUGGCUAUAAUGGUGGCUAUGGGAAUGCUAGUGCCGACACUUUAGCUGGCUAUGAUAGCAUACAGAAACAAAUGGAAUUUGAGAUUGCAGAUGGGCGAUGA